UGAAUAAGGAGUUCAUCAGCUGGGUCAACACAACACGGAAUCUCUUUACUUUGGAUAAAUAAAGUGGUUUGUGUGCACAGAAGCUGCCUGCAGAUGUGCCGGGGCUCAAAGACCUUUGUGCUGUCACCAGGAGAGAGCUGGCUUUGUGUAUCAGUACGCCUCUUUUUGCCCACAUCAGACAGACCUGUGACACUAAGGUUCAGUAAUUGAUGAAAGCAGCAAGGAACGGUACCAAGGAGGGUUUAGGAAGGAGAAAGUUAGCAAUGAUUCGCAAAGUGUCAUUCCUACAGAGAAAAGACUCUACAGGUGAUGGAAAAGAUGAUGCCGGUUACAUGGAUGUGUCUUUGUGUGAGGUAAAACACCCUCCACCACAACUCUGCCCCAUGCCAGAGGGACUCAGCAGUCAGCAGGUUGUCAGACGUCUCAUCCUCAGAUCCAUUGUGCAAAGUGAGAGCAGCUACUUGGACUCUCUCAAACGAAUCCUUCAGGAGUACCAGAAGCCUUUGCUGGAGACACAGUCUGUGAUUUUAAACCCAAAGAAGGUGCGUCAGAUCUUUCACCGCCUGCACGAGAUCUAUCAGUGUCACUGCAUGUUCCAGAUUGCCCUUGCAUCCCGCGUGGCCGAGUGGGAUCAAAGUGAGAAGAUAGGAGACUUGUUUGUGGCUUCGUUUUCAAAGUCCAUGGUUCUGAAUGUGUAUAGUGACUACAUCAAUAACUUCACCAGCGCCAUGGCCCUUAUCAAGAAGGCCUGCUUGUCAAAACCUGCUUUCUUGGACUUUCUUAAGAGGAAGCAGGCAUCGAGCCCAGACAGAAUCACCCUAUAUGGCUUGAUGGUCAAACCUAUUCAGCGCUUCCCACAAUUCAUUCUGCUGCUACAGGACAUGUUGAAGAACACUCCAAGGUCCCACAGUGACCGGCUGCCCCUGCAGCUGGCUCUGACUGAGCUUGAGACCCUGGCCGAGAAACUCAAUGAGCAGAAACGUCUGGCUGACCAGGAGGCUGAGAUCCAGCACUUAGCUCGCAGCACUGGGGAACGCAAUCUCAACAAGCUGCUGAACUCAGAACAGAGGCAGCUGAUUCAUUGUGAACUUCUUACUGAGAUAGUUUUUGGGGAUAAAGGUCAAGUUAUCAAGUCAAAGGAGCGGAAGGUCUUUCUCAUCAACGACACCCUCAUUUGUACCAAUGUGAACCUGAAGGGUCCCCCUGACAUCAACACCCUGGUUCCUGUUGGUCCUAAGUACACAGUGAAGUGGAGUGCUUCUCUGCUGCAGACUCAGGUGGUGGAGGUGGGGCAAGAUAGUCUGCAGGGCAAAGACGGUGUCAUCACAGCCAGAUGUCGCAGCUCUACUGCCAGCAUCACUGGUAAAGUAUUGCUCGGCCCUCCAAGAUUGUAUCAGGAAUUGGAGGAGCUGCAGCAUGACCUGGCUGUAGUGGAGGAGGUCUCACUGUUGGUUGGCACGCUCCACGGAAUCUACCAGAAUCUGAAUACCACAGUGUCUCAGGACUGGUGUCUGGCUCUACAGAGGCUCAUCCGUCUAAAGGAGGAGGAGAUCCAGAACGCCAACAAGUGUCGCCUACGCCUAUCUGUUCCAGGCAAACCUGACAAGUCUGGUCGUCCAGUGAGCAUCAUGGUGGUCUUCAACACUCCCAACCCCUUCAGUAAGAUCUCCUGGGUGAACCGUCUUCACCUUGCCAAGAUAGCCCAGAGAAAGGAAAACACGUCAGGUUGGGAAUGUGCUGAAGAAGAUGGGAAGACGAAAGCUCUGUUAAGCUGCCCACUGCUUACCUGUAAACUUUCGGUUUUCUCCUCCAGAACACACACUCUGAAGCUGGAGGCAGCUCUUCACAGCCCACCUCAGUCCAGACUGCUUGGUUUCUGCACUGCCAGCACAUCCUUGCCACAGGGUUACCUUUGGGUUGCUGGUGGAGGUGGCAACUCCAACCAUGGGCAAGUAGAGAUUUUCUCUCUGAACCGAGCCAGUGCCCGCUUGGUCAAAACCCUCCCACUGAGAGCCCCAGUCCUUUGCCUGGAGUAUGUGAAGGAGCCGUGCCCCAGUACAGAGGAGGGGACUGAGAAAGCCCAAAGGGCAGCGAAGACAGGAAACAUAAUCUGUGUUGGCCUGCAGGACGGCAGUAUCCAUGUUCAGAGCAGUGUGGACACAGCUGUUCAGUGCCUGCUGACCUUGGUAAACCCUGACAACUGUCCAGUGCUCUGCCUCAAACAUUCACUGUCGUUCCUGUUUGCUGGACUGGCUAAUGGCAAAGUAGCUAUAUACUACAGAAAAACUGGAGAGCGACUGUGGGAUGUGGAUUCAUGCAAGCUAGUGUCUCUUGGCUCCAAGCCGGUCUCCUGUCUGCUGACACUUGAAGACACUGUGUGGGCCAGCUGUGAAAACCAAGUCACUGUCAUACAAGGAGACAGCCUCUGCAUGCAGAGCUUCGAAGCCCACUCAGAUCCAGACUUCAGUGUUAGCCACAUGGUCCAUUCAGGUGGAGGUGUUUGGAUUGCCUUCACCAAAGGAUCCUCCAUUCAUCUGUUCCACACAGAGACCUUACAACAACUGCAGGAAGUCAACAUCUCCACCCGUACCAACUAUCUGUCACCAGGUCACGUUUGUGUAUCCAGCUUACUGAUCUCUCAGGGUAUGUUGUGGGUGGGGACUAGCCAGGGUGUCAUCAUCACUUUCUCUGUACCAACCCUCGAGGGUAUCCCAAAGAUCACAGGUAAAGCGAUGACAUCUCUGAAUGCUCACUGUGGUGCUGUAGAUUUCCUGGUGUCAGCCUGCAGCACCCUGGCCUCUGAUUUGCUUCGACGGGAUUCCAUCUUCAACAUUAGCAAAGAGAGUGCUGAUGGAGAGGGAGGAGGAGGUGGAGGUAAUGUUGAAGGAGAAAGAGGAGAGCAGAAGCUGGAAAAUAGCCACCAUACGGAGAACUUAGAAACUUCUCCAUGGAAGCAGGACAAACCUAAGCAUCUCCUAUUGCAGUACCACCUCCAUUCCACCUCCCAGCUUCCUGGGAAGCUGCUGACAGCUCAGCCAGAACAAGGGAACCCAAGGGCCUCCCCAGAUCUCCAGAUGGAGGAUGGCUCCAUCUAUGAAGUAAAUGAGGACCCUGAUGUUUGGUUGAGGGGGCGGCCACUGGAGUUGGGGAAGGAGGGAGAGGCCAAACGUAACAAAGUGACUUCAACAGCCAUCUUCUCUGGUGGAAGAGGAUACCGCAGGAUAGGACUGUCAGCAUCAGAAGAAACCUGCUCAGACUCCAGUGAAAACACACUGCUUGUGUGGCAGCUCCCUCUCACGCUUAGCCAAUGACAGCUUUCUUUGUCCUCAGUUACUCUAGUUCAAGGCACGUGUGAUUACUCUUAGACCAGGCACGUUUAAACAUUUGAAGUUGAUUCUAAAGUCAAGGACAUAUCAGCUUUGACAGUUGACAGUUAAAAUAAAAGUAACAUUACUUAAGCCUACAGAUGACGACUGUCAUCAGAGUGGAUACUAGGUGACAGCUUUAUUUACUACAGUGAGCAGUCGUAAUGUUGCAUAUCACAAAGAUAGCAGCACCUGGCAUCAGUAGAGAGGAAGAACUCCAUAUUUACAGGAAGCAAUCCCCCAAAGAACCUGGCUUAUAUAGUAUACUAAUUUUAAAAUCAGCAAUGUUUUUCAAAUGAAGCUGUACAAUGUGAUACUUGGUGGAACAUUUCUGUAUGGAAACAGGUUGUAUGUGUAUGUCAGAUGAGUGUCAAGCCUCAGUGUCUGCAUUUGGACCUUCAACUUUUUGAUUUGGACACACAUCUCAGUGUUAGGCCAAACAAAAUAGUGGCAUAUUAUGAAAAGAACUUAAUGAAAACCUAAAUCUUUAUAUAAUAAAGGAAAAAAAUGUAAGAAAAUGCAUCACAAUGAAAAUUUCAAUGGUGUUUGGGUGUGUGUGUGUGAGAGCGCGCGUGUGUGCAGCUACACCAUAAACACAGCAUAAAUACACAGACCCAGACAGGUAAUGGAGUCAAGUGAUGUCUUUACUGUGAGCUGUUAACGAUUCACUGCUGGAAAGUUCCACCUCCUAAUACUCCUAUUACCUCUAGGAUGACGACUUUCUACAUCUGCCACAGCUGUUCCUUCAGUCUCGUCACUUCUCAGAUGUCUAAUGCUCCAUCUGUCUGAUGUUACUGUCAGCUGGCAUAGCCACGUCUUUCACAGCUGUGGUCUUCUGCUCCUUGUCAACUAUAUCUGUUUGGUUGGCCAGAGGCUGCUUUUCUAUCCGGAACUUGAAAGUCCCACAGGACCUUAAUCCACUGUUGUUUCAACCACCUUUAGACGCAAUGGGAACUUGGUGAUAUCUAAUCCAUAUGCAGCAAAGAUGUUCUACAAGAGUCAGAGGCUUUCAUGUAGUGAAUCCAGGUGGUGCUGAGUUUUGUCUGCCUGUUCCUCGAAUCCUCAUGAACUGCUCAACCAGGAGCUGGUGCUUUGUAAACUGUUAUUUCUAAUGUCCUUCUGUGCUGUGCUCAAUGGUUGACUCACGUGUCUACUUGUAACUAGCUUGGUUACGGUCGUGCAGAGAGACCGCAUCAUCUGUCCAGGGAUUGUGUGUCUGCUUGCACUGAACUCUGUUGUCAGCCAGCUGCAAAGAAGAACAAAGUUGUAACAUACAAAGAGUUGAAGUAAAACCAGGUGUUAAAAACAAUAUCUGUGCUUUACAUGCUGUAUUUUUUAGCUCCCAUCCCCAGGGAACUCACUAUUACUCACUGCUCUAUUCCAGCCCACUUGGACUUUACAGCAGUGCAUCUUGUGCGACUGAAAAUCCCUUCCCCCUCCCUGUCUGUACGUGCACACAUUUGCGGGACUAUAAAUCCAACUUUAUUGGAGCUUCCAU
Messenger RNA from Pelmatolapia mariae (spotted tilapia), 4863 nucleotides. It is a transcript of the gene arhgef10lb, whose product is annotated as Rho guanine nucleotide exchange factor (GEF) 10-like b. Bases 210 to 3311 code for a protein of 1033 amino acids. Gene Ontology annotation, biological process: positive regulation of stress fiber assembly; SREBP signaling pathway; actin cytoskeleton organization. The transcript is spliced from 22 exons. Gene Ontology annotation, cellular component: cytosol. Lineage: Eukaryota; Metazoa; Chordata; Actinopteri; Cichliformes; Cichlidae. The record is from RefSeq and is a predicted model, not a curated record. Gene Ontology annotation, molecular function: guanyl-nucleotide exchange factor activity; protein binding.